AUGUCUUUCAAUUUUGUUGAUAAUCCACUAGAGUGUGGUCCAGGAGAAGAGCCUAAAAUAAUACGAAUUGUACUUACUGGAGGUCCAGGAGGUGGAAAAACUACAUCACUGUCAUUAAUUGCUGAUCAAUUUAGACCACUUGGAAUUCAAGUCUUUCAUAUCCAAGAGAAUUCAACUAUGUUCUUUAAUUCAGGAGCAGGAUUUCCUGCUCAUGCAUCUGAGAAACAAAAAUUGUGUUGGGAGUUAUGCAAAAUUAGGUGCCAAUUAGCUAUGGAAGAUCAAUUUUAUAAAUACGCACAAUCAACUAAUAAAAAGAUUACAUUAAUUCUUUCUGACCGUGGAAGUAUGGAUUCUGCUGCUUAUAUGUCAGAAGAUAAUUGGGAUAAAGUUAUGAAUGAAGGAGGAUUUGAUUAUGACUCAUUUUGUAAAAACAGGUAUGACCUUGUUCUUCAUUUAAGAACAACUGCUAUUGGUGCAUUAAAGUAUUAUGAUAAAAAAUCUAAUCCAGCCAGAAGAGAACGUCCAGAAGAGGCUGCUGCUCUUGAUUAUACAAUUGAAGAAAAAUGGUCAAUUCAUCCACAUCAAGUUAUUAUUGAUAAUUCUACUGAUUUUCCAAAUAAAGUAAGAAGAGUCUGUGAACAAAUUGCACAAUUUGUUGGAUUUGAGUAUCAUUCAGUUCUUGAAAUUCCAAUAAGCCCACCAGCACCAAUAGUAUUUCAGUAA
This is a messenger RNA of Entamoeba dispar SAW760, 723 nucleotides long. RefSeq lists its product as uncharacterized. The record is from RefSeq and is a predicted model, not a curated record. The transcript has a single exon. Gene Ontology annotation, molecular function: phosphatidic acid binding; GTP binding; phosphatidylinositol binding. NCBI's taxonomy places the organism in Eukaryota, Evosea, Mastigamoebida, Endamoebidae. Bases 1 to 723 code for a protein of 240 amino acids.